Thlaspi arvense is the source of this 852-nucleotide messenger RNA. The record is from the annotation of a GenBank genome assembly. Lineage: Eukaryota; Viridiplantae; Streptophyta; Magnoliopsida; Brassicales; Brassicaceae.
AUGGUACAUAUGGAACCAUCUUUUUCGAGUUCCAAACAAAAUAUUUCAGUUAAAAAUAAAACUGAAAGUACAAAGAUAAUCGAGUGUCCAAAUGAAACAGUUCCUAUAUUAAGGAAUACAACUAAAUAUGUCAUAAGUGCUCAAUAUUGGGAGAAAAUACAUUUGAAUCCUCUCACAGCCGAAAGCCAUGGAUCACAUUUAGAUCACAAGCUCAAGGUCCUUACCAUGGUGUGUCAGCUACAAUUAGUGGACCAAGCUUCAUAUGCUAAUAUAUAUGUUGGCGGCGGAGUAAAUCCAAGUUUAUUUGGUGAUGUACGCACAUAUAGUUACGGAUUUUGGAAGGGUGUGAACGGAGCAGGCUGUUAUAAUACACUAUGUCAUGGGUUUGUUCAAGUGUCAAAAACUGAUCCUUUAAGCGGGCCUUUACCUCAUCUUCAGGAGGGAGGAAGAGUUAUUUCUGUUUCUAUUCAACAGGAUAAACAAACAGGACACUGGUGGACAACAGAUAUAAUACGUGAUGGACCAGAUGUACAUAUUGGUUAUUGGCCAAAAGAAUUAUUUGAUGUUAUAGGUAAUAGUGCGAGCAUUGUUGGAGUUACAGGAGCAGUCCAAACUUCUCCUUCUGGCAAAAACCCACCAAUGGGUAAUGGUCAUCUACCAACUGAAGAUGACACUGUCUCAGCACAUGUUGAAUAUCUUGAAAUCAUAGAUUCUAAUUAUAGAGUCCAGGGAAGUAACAAAUAUAAGUUAGAGAAACUUUUAGACAACAACAAAUGUUAUGGUUUAAAAGAUGGAAAGAAAACAAUUUUGUUCAAAUUUGGUGGAUCUGGAGGAGAUUCUUGUGGGAUUUAA